CACGCGCCCUGCCCACCAUGUAGCUCGUACUUGUGUAGCAGUCAGUCUAGCUGCAGCAGUUUGCACACAGACAAACAUCGGCGGGGCUCAAGUGGGCUUCUUUUUGACGGUGGAAGUAUCCCAGCAGCCAGAGCCCAGGGCGGCCGGUGGUAGUGGGAGGAGGCAGAGCGUCCGCAGCUGCAGCACCGCACAGCCUCUUUGAAACCCGCAAGAAGAAGGAGCCGCCCGCAUCAACCGAUGUCAACGGAGCUGUCUGAAGGCCGGGACCUCAACGGGUUGGGAGAGCAGGCAACAGACGGGCAGACCAGACUGCAAGACAUCUGCAGUGGCACAGCGGCCGGAAGCAUGGCGUCCAUACCAGAAUACUACGCUGGCAAGAGUGUGCUGAUAACAGGGGCCACGGGCUUCAUGGGAAAAGUGCUGGUGGAGAAGCUGCUGAGGUCAUGCCCGGAGGUCAAAGCCCUCUACCUCCUGGUCAGACCCAAAGCUGGGCAGUCCAUGCAGCAGAGGGUCAGCGACAUGAUGGCGUGCAAACUUUUUGACAGAGUGCGGGAGGACAACCCAGACUUCCACCAGAAGAUCAUCCCCAUCAGCAGCGAGCUGACGCAGCCUGGCCUGGCCAUCAGCCCAGAGGAUGUGGAGAAGCUCACCUCCUGCAUCGACGUCAUCUUCCACUGCGCCGCCACCAUCCGCUUCGACGAGCCGCUCAAACACGCACUGCAGCUGAAUGUGAUCGCCACACAGCAGCUCCUCAACCUGGCCCAGCAGAUGCGCCACCUCGGGGCCUUCGUUCACAUCUCCACCGCCUAUGCAAACUGCAAUCGCAAGCACAUCGAUGAGGUCAUCUACCCGCCACCCGUGGAGCCUAAGAAACUCAUUGAGUCUCUCGAGUGGAUGGAUGAUGGAAUGGUGCAGGACAUCACACCGCGGCUUAUCAGCGACAGGCCCAACACAUACACCUACACCAAAGCCCUGGCUGAGUAUAUGGUGCAGCAGGAGCAAGACAAGCUCAACAUAGCCAUCAUCAGACCUUCCAUAGUGGGAGCCAGCUGGCAGGAGCCUUUUCCUGGUUGGAUUGACAACUUCAACGGGCCGAGUGGAAUCUUUAUAGCUGCUGGCAAGGGGAUCUUGCGCACUAUGAGAGCCAACAACGAUGCGGUUGCUGACCUGAUCCCUGUGGACGUGGUCAUCAACCUCACCCUGGCAGCUGGCUGGUACACCGCUGUACACAGAAGGAAAACAGAAAAACAGAAAAAUAUAAGACCUAAGACAGCUCUGGUGUACAACUGCACGACCGGUGGCAUCAACCCGUUCCACUGGGGAGAGAUUGAGCACCAUGUGAUGUCGUCCUUCAAAAGGAACCCGCUGGAGCAGGCUUUCCGUAGGCCCAAUGCCAACAUCACCUCCAACUACCUGAUGAACCAGUACUGGAUCCUGGUCAGCCACAAGUUCCCUGCCCUCAUCUACGACCUCAUCCUGCGACUCUCUGGACAAAAGCCACAGAUGAUGCGCAUCUUCAACCGUCUCCACAAGGCCAUCAGCCUGCUGGAGUAUUUCAGCAGCCAGGACUGGGAGUGGAACUCUGAGAACAUGAGCAUGCUGAUGAGCCAGCUCACCCCAGAGGACAGGAAGACAUUUAACUUUGAUGUGCGCCAGCUGAACUGGCCUGAGUACAUUGAGAAUUAUUGCAUUGGCACCAAGAAGUACGUCCUGAAUGAAGACAUGUCUGACAUUCCUGCUGCCAGGCAGCAUCUGAGGAAACUGAGGAACAUCCGCUACACCUUCAACACCCUGUUGGUCGUUUUCAUCUGGAGGGUUUUCAUCGCCCGCUCCCAGAUGGCCAGAAACAUCUGGUACUUUGUGGUCAGCCUCUGUUUCAAGUUCCUCUCCUACUUCCGCGCAUCCAGCACCUUAACCAACUGAGUCUUCCUCACUGCCUCAAGCCCGAGACAGCAGCCCUCGCCUUUAGCUGUCGGCAGGACGUAAAAUCUGAGGCUCUGGCCAUCUAUAAAGGACACUCCAAAUCCAACUUUUAGUGUGGAUUAGCAGAGGCCUCUCUAUUGGUGGGGGCUGCAGUCAAUUGAAGCACUUAAAAGUGGGGGGGGAGGUCUGCUAGCCAUGACUUAUUUGUUUAGUUUGGAAAUCUGUCAUCAGCACCUGCACUGUCACCAGACCCUGUCCAAAAAAUGUUGUCUUUUUGCUCCUACUGUUUUCUUCUCAAAGUGGCCAAUUAUAUAUGCAACAAUAAGCCUUCUGGGUGACUUCCAUUUUUCUUUCCCACAUCAUUGUUUCCAUCCUCUUGAAUCGAGGUACAUUGCCUUGCCUUGUGAUGAUUUUUUUUCAUACUUGAAAUAUGGCAGUGCUUCAGUGUAGGACAAUUUCUACGAAGAUUGUUUUGGUUCUGUUUUUUUACUGUGGGAAUAUCCAAUUCCUCUCUUUAAUACACAGGUGAUUGGGAUAUCUGUAUGUCUUGCAUUAGGUGUAUCGACUGCCUUUUUAAGAUUACACCCAAAAACUAAGUGGUGGUUAUCUGUCUCAAGGCCAUCUACAGAUUAUUGAGACUAGUAUUACAGCUAAAUUUAGACCCCACAAGACAACUGUGUCACUACAAAUACCAAAACAUACAGGUCUACCAUCCUUCCUUCUGUUGAGGUUGUCACUUAUCACAAAUUAUGUCAGUAUAUCUUUGAACAUGGACCUUGUUAGUUUGAAUGCUCAUCCACUUUUUGCCUGUUUGUACAGCAGUUUGUACUGAAACUAAGUUUACUACUUUUGCAUCUUUAUACUUGCGUCAAAAGCUAGUCUGAUAUGUGGUAGACCUUGGCAGUGUAUAAUAUAUAAAUAAGAGUACAUCAGAGUCAAGUUUAUUUGUAUAGUCCAGUAUCAGACACUGCAUGUCUCCCAGCAGUUCCCAACCAAGGCCAUGUUUUCUAAGAAGACAAAAGUAAUUUCCUAGAACGGUCCCCUCUCUCCUUGUACAGCUAGGGGUGAAAUAGGAGUCAUAUGUGGUUAAUUACCAUUAAGUUAGAAAUUCCAAAUUCAUCAAUGGGAUUCUAAAAGGUCCAACGGUAAUGUGGUAAAUCCAAUAUUUAGAAGUCCAAGGAAUGGGUCCAGUAUCAGUGAUUCAAAUAGUUCCAUGUCCAAGACUGUAAGUAUGUGAAUUUUGGGGGACCAAGCGUGAAAGCAGGCAAUUUAGUGGGUUAGGGAGAAAGAUGGAGGAAACCUAGCCCCCAGUUUGUGCCUCUUGUGUAUUAGCGUUACAUUUGAGUCCCAUCCAUCCCACCCGUUUCUCUGUAAAAUAUUACCCGGAGAUGUCUGGAAAACCUAGGCAGGUAUUUCUAGAAACCUAAGACUCUAUACUGUCUGGAUGGAAAAGAAUGUUCCAUCCGCUGCAUAAAGAUUUUCAACCCAAGUUGUAACUCUGCUUGCUAAUCCACACAAAGAUGGCAGCCCGCUGGUCAUCUGGUUAAGAAACUGAGUCUUGGGAAACGGAUCAAAAUUGGGAAAUCUUUUUUUAUCAUUUAGCUUUUUGGUCAGAUGAGUCCUUGAGGUUUCUAGAAAUGCAGACCAGCAUUAAAUGUUACAUGUCCAUGUGAAGAUAAAGGCACUAUUGUGAUUAAGAUAUCUUUUAGGUCUCGAGGCAGGCCUCUGGAUACUGAAGAGGUUAUGAUGUUUGUUAGGUUUAUCUUUCUUAGUCAAACCUUUCAUGUGAGAAAAGCAGGAUCUUUUUCAAACAGCAAGUAAACCGGACAGAACAUGGCAAUGAUUGAUGAUGCUGCAAGUGAUUCCAACAAAUGGAAGAAUAUUGUGAAAAGACUGGAGGGUUGCCACACCUUACUUAAUGCAGUGACGGGCUACUAUAUUCGAGUCAAACUGUGAUCUGUAUCUUAGUCUGGACCUAAAUCACAAAAGUGCUAGGUUAAAAAUGAGGGACCCAAGGCCCUCCUGGUAUUAUAUCCUGGACCCCAGUUUAGAAGAUCUGUAAAUAGUUGAACUAAAUAUUAUUCUUGUAGACCAAAAAUUGUAUUUGACUGUUAAUUUUUGCAUGGUGAGUGUCUUCACAGGAUUCCACCACAGAGCUUCCCACAGAGUCUACCAAAAGUGUUGAGUGUGACAGGCAAGUCUGAUUUUUACUAAACAAAUGAGAAAACUGUGUACUGUAUAUGUUGAAAGGCUUGACUCUUGACAGAAUACACAUACUUAACAGUUAUGAGCCUUUAUGGAAGGAAAAGGGACAAAACUAAAUAAAUGUUUAUGCAAA
Molecule: messenger RNA, 4261 nt
Organism: Micropterus dolomieu (smallmouth bass)
Lineage: Eukaryota; Metazoa; Chordata; Actinopteri; Centrarchiformes; Centrarchidae
Product: fatty acyl-CoA reductase 1
Exons: 13
Coding region: 238-1923 (561 amino acids)
Biological process (GO): long-chain fatty-acyl-CoA metabolic process
Cellular component (GO): peroxisome
Molecular function (GO): alcohol-forming very long-chain fatty acyl-CoA reductase (NADP+) activity
Source: RefSeq, a predicted model, not a curated record